Molecule: messenger RNA, 1365 nt
Organism: Leptopilina heterotoma
Lineage: Eukaryota; Metazoa; Arthropoda; Insecta; Hymenoptera; Figitidae
Product: lipid storage droplets surface-binding protein 2-like
Exons: 4
Coding region: 423-1256 (277 amino acids)
Biological process (GO): positive regulation of triglyceride storage; lipid storage
Cellular component (GO): lipid droplet; cytosol
Source: RefSeq, a predicted model, not a curated record
ACACACAACCUUUGGACCCCUUUGCGUGUUACAAAUGUCUUACCUUCACGGCUACUAUUACAACCAUUUUUUACUUUAUAAUAAUAAUAAUAACCAACAUGGCUACACGAAUCGAAAGCAUACACCCUUAAAUUUAAAUUUACAAUUUUAUACUUUUUCCCCAAUCACAUUCGCUGACACUUUUUCUUAGUGAUGAAUUAAUUGAAAAAAAGAAAAAUUUUUCUUUAAAAAAAUUUUUAAACACAGUGUAAAUUCCGUGGCGGUCAGUGAUUCGAAGUAAACAAGAUUUUUCCGUAAAUGAGUCAGAGAUCAAGGUACAUUUGCGUGAAAUAACAUUCAGAAUCAUUUGAUCGUGUCGCCGCGAACAGCAAAAUAUCCAAGUUCGAAAUAAGGAUCGAUGAGAGAACUUGGUAAUUUUGAAAAUGGACAGGGAUAUACAGGAUCCCGUUUAUCGUAUUCAAGCUGUGGAUCGUGCACUACAAAUUCCGAGUGUUAAUUAUCUUUGGGAUAAAUCAGCUGAGGUUUAUGGCAAGGUAAAAGGUGUCAGUCCAUUGACAAAUUGGGCAUUUGGCAGAGUGGAAAAUGUCGUCAGUACUGUUCUUGAGAAAUCGUUGCCAGUUGCCAGGUUAAUGGAAAAACCAAUAUACACAUUGGACAAGACUCUAUGUCAAGGUCUUGACUUUGUCCAAGUUAAAUUACCAAUCAUCAAAGAGGAACCUAAAGAAAUCUUCGAUCGAACAAAAUCAAUAGUCUCCAAACGUCUUCAACCGGCAGUGCAGACAUUUAAGGAUUUUAAACAGGAAACAAAGCAACGAGUUAGAAUUAUCACUUUGAGAACUUAUUAUAAGGCUCAUUAUUUGAGAAUCUACAGUUGGCAGCAGGCUGACAAAAUGAUGUCCACUGAGACUGGAAUAAAUAUUUUGAAAACUGUCGAUAAUACCACUGAUCUUGCUGAACUUAUGCUAGACAAAUAUUUGCCGAAUCCUUUAUACGAAAGUCACAAACAUAUAGAAGACGAAUGCAGCGAACAUGCAAAAUUACAUCACACAGUAAUAAGAUUAAGUGAAUUCAGCAGCAGAGCAUCGAGAAGAAUUUAUUUGGCCUUAAUUGAAAGACUGCAGCAUAUGUAUAAACUAGAAAUUUUAAUAUUACUCCUUCAUGUUUUAAUUGUUUUUCAAAUGAUCAAAUGUUUCGAGUGGAUGGUCACUGUUAUUUGUAAAACAAUCAGUAAUUUCGUUUUCUUUGGUCUCUUGUAAAAAAAUUAUUUUAUAUAAUAAUAUUAUUUUAUUCCCAGAAGGUUCUAAUAAGCGACAUUUUAUUGUAGAAACUGGUAAAAUUAAUUUUUUAUUAAAGAAAUAUUCCAUU